Messenger RNA from Capsella rubella, 892 nucleotides. RefSeq names its product germin-like protein subfamily 3 member 3. Lineage: Eukaryota; Viridiplantae; Streptophyta; Magnoliopsida; Brassicales; Brassicaceae. The coding region runs from base 54 to 692 and encodes 212 amino acids. The transcript has a single exon. The record is from RefSeq and is a predicted model, not a curated record. Gene Ontology annotation, molecular function: manganese ion binding. Gene Ontology annotation, cellular component: cell wall.
UUCUGCCUCAUAACUUCAAGAAGAGCUCUUAUCUAAAACAUUUCAAAAAAAAAAUGAAGAUGAUGCUCCCUAUUUUCUUCAUCAUCAUCUCCCUUGUUUCAUCCAUCUCUUUCGCCUCUGUUCAAGACUUUUGUGUAGCUGAUCCAAAGGGUCCUCAAAGCCCAGCAGGGUACUCUUGCAAGAACCCUGACCAGGUUACCGAAAAUGACUUUGUAUUUUCCGGCCUCGGUAAAACUGGAAACACUUCGAACAUCAUUAAAGCCGCGGUGACUCCAGCCUUUGCGCCAGCUUUCGCAGGUACCAAUGGUCUUGGUGUCUCUAUGGCUCGUCUUGACUUAGCCGCUGGUGGUGUCAUCCCUCUUCACACUCACCCUGGUGCCUCUGAGGUCCUUGUGGUCGUACAAGGCACCAUUUGCGCCGGGUUCAUCUCCUCUGCUAACAAAGUUUACUUGAAGACACUCAACAGAGGCGAUUCGAUGGUGUUUCCUCAAGGGCUUCUUCAUUUCCAGCUUAACUCUGGGAAAGGCCCUGCCUUGGCCUUUGUCGCCUUCGGAAGCUCCUCCCCUGGACUCCAGAUUCUAUCCUUUGCUCUGUUUGCAAACGAUUUGCCUUCAGAACUCGUUGAAGCCACCACGUUCCUUAGCGACGCAGAAGUCAAGAAGCUUAAGGGUGUGCUUGGAGGAACUAAUUAAGCUCCUCUUUGUUUUCAUUUGUCUCUAUUUUUUUUCUUUCUCAAAAUGAGGUUGAUGCGUGUUUUGUUAUUCGAGUUCCUUUUGUGUGUUGUUAUUUGUUGGUCUCAAUGUUUUCAUUUCCCAAUCUCUUCGGCUUGAUGAAUUGUAAUAACUAAUAAUUAUAUUUCAGUUAUAUGUCUCAAGAGGCUUUUCAACUACUA